Messenger RNA from Pelobates fuscus (common spadefoot toad), 3559 nucleotides. It is a transcript of the gene ADGRE5, whose product is annotated as adhesion G protein-coupled receptor E5. The coding region runs from base 1009 to 3201 and encodes 730 amino acids. Gene Ontology annotation, biological process: cell surface receptor signaling pathway; adenylate cyclase-activating G protein-coupled receptor signaling pathway. The record is from RefSeq and is a predicted model, not a curated record. NCBI's taxonomy places the organism in Eukaryota, Metazoa, Chordata, Amphibia, Anura, Pelobatidae. Gene Ontology annotation, molecular function: G protein-coupled receptor activity; calcium ion binding. The transcript has 18 exons. Gene Ontology annotation, cellular component: plasma membrane.
UAGUAUAUUAUAAAGAUCACUGGAUAUAUUGUACAGGACAUACAAAUAAAAUUGCAAAGGACCAACAUUGCAGGUGAAAAGAAUAGGAUUAUGGUGUGUAGAGGAAGGUUACAUAUGACAUUUUACAGAGGUAAGGAGGAAUACCAAGGGGUACAGAUAUAGAGAAUGAAAUACCAGAAUAUAGUGCAGAAUAUACAGAUACAACCACACAGGAGUCUAGCACAGGGGACACAGAGCACACUGAAUGUAUAAGGGGAGCAUAGCACAGAGUAUACUGACAAUAUUGCAAAAGGGGUUAGAGGGAGUACAGCACUGAGGGAGUUGAAAUAAAUGCACAGGUUUUGCAGUUUGUGUAGUCCAGAGAACACUGGACGGACUGCGUGUGAAUAACAGAGAGGGUACAGUACAGAAAAUACUAGAAGAAUUGCACAGGAGUAACAUAGCACAGAGGGUACUUACAGGACUGUACAGUAGUAACUGGAUUCAAAACGCAGAAGAUAAAAAGAGAAGCGUUUAGGGUAAACUUGGGUACACAGAGAAGACACAUGAUUUAACAGACACCUACACACUAUACAGACAGAGCACACUGCGGGUACCAGGGGUACUGAGAGGGGAUAUAGGCAGGACAGUAUACAGUGUAAAGGGAGGGGCUGGGGAGAUUACACAGAGAGAUACAGAGGAAAUACAUCAGAUCAGCACAGAGUGAACAUGGGGAACUAGCUAGAGGGCAGGGAAUAGUACAAAAUAUAGCACUGAGUUCUGCUCAAAUUAGAUCCAGUCAGAGCAGCACUGAGUACACAGACAGUACUACAAAGGGAAACUCCCACAGCAUGGACUUGUGAGAGUGUAAUGAUUCAGCUAUAGGAGACAAGAAGUUACUUUACUGGAUAACAAUCCUCUGGGAACAGUGUAAACAGAACCUCCAGGAGAACGGGGGAGUCCUGAAUCCAUCACACAGACUGGAGGAUACAAAGAACAUUCUAUAGCCAACCGUGACAGACACACAGCAUGGACAGGAACCUCACCAUAAUUACUCUACUGAUACUCGGUUCCACUGUGAACACAAAUAAAGCAAAUUUACAAUGUCCGCAAAAAGAAGAAAUAGAUGGAACAGUUUGUGAAAAUACUGGAGCCGAGAGAAUGAUAUGCCGAAGCAAUGAAACAUGUGAAGACCAUGAAUUCUGUUCCUGCCGGAAAGGAUACAUUAAGCAUAAGGAAGGAGUUGCAAUAACUUGCGAAGAUAUAAAUGAGUGUCAAUCUAACAAUCUGGCUUGUGGAGCCAACACAUACUGUAAAAACUUAAUUGGCAGUUACUAUUGUGAAUGUAAUCCUGGCUUCAAGAGAAAUAAUGAAACUGUAUUCUGUCCUGAUUUCAUUAACACGACUAACAAUAAAUGUGAUGGUGAGUAUCCCAGAGAUAUAAAUGAAUGUGAGAAUUCGCCUUGUACGAAUAACACUGUCUGUCAUAAUACUAUUGGUUCGUACUCUUGCUCGUGUCAGAAUGGAACUAUAAGUAUCCCAUCAAAAUCUAAAACUCCAAAUUGUGUGCAAUGUAAAGACGAUAUUUCAAAGGAUGAAAAGAAUCAAAGUUGUGCACAACAGUGGAAUUGUUUACUGCAGAAGACAUUCUCGUCUGGUCGGCCAACCUGUAGUCAGAAUAAAACAUCGCAGAAACGUAGAAUGGAAGAGUUUCUGUCCAAGUUGGGGGAUUUGUUGAAUAAUGAAAGCAGCUUUGAGACCAAUGAAAGAUUAAAGAAAUUGGGGAAUAUGCUUCAAACAGUGGAACAAUUGGCACGAAUACUUGCUAUGCUAUAUCGGAAUAUCAUCAAACUAACCCACUCUCCGAGCAACACCACAAUGAGCAUAUUCACCAAUUUUACAAAAAAGGGGAAUUUCUCUCUGCGCAGUCAAUGGAGCACUGUAACUUUGGACGUGACAACAGCAGCAAAUGACAAUUUACCAGAUUCGGCAAUGGUUGGACUUUUGGAGUAUCCUAAACUGUCUUCCCUGCUAGCAGGUGCCCCACUUUUGGGACAGAAUUCAACAGCCCAGAACCAUACUUUGAUCUCACCUGUGCUCAGCAUCUUUGUAACUCGCAACGAUACUAAGAACCUGACCAACCCAAUCACUAUAAAUAUCAGGCACAAUGCAAUGACAGAGGAAAACAGGGAAACACUGUGUGUGUUCUGGUCACACAGUUACACUGGGUGGAGCAGUGAUGGAUGUCACAAAGUGAACAGCACUAAAGAAGACACUACCUGCGAAUGCACUCACUUAACCAGCUUUGCCAUUUUAAUGGCUCUGAAUGUGGACGCCGUUGAGAGUUGGACACUGAGUCUCAUCACAAAGAUUGGGCUGUCCAUUUCGAUUAUUUGUCUUACUUUGGCUUUAAUCACCUUUUGCUUUUGCCGGGCAAUCCGAGGUACACGUAACACCAUCCACACACACCUGUGUGCGACCCUCUUACUUGGAAACUGCAUUUUCCUUCUGGGAAUUACACCAACUGACAACGAGACCUUGUGUAGCGUGGUGGCAGGCGUCUUGCAUGCUCUUUAUCUCUCGUCCUUCUGCUGGAUGGCUCUCGAAGGACUGGAACUCUACCUGAUGCUGGUGAGAGUGUUUGAUACCCACCUUCUAAAGAAGAAACAUCUCCUAAUGGUGGGGUAUGGUGUACCAGCUUUCAUCGUCAUCAUCAGCGCUGCAGUCUUCCCAAAAGGAUAUGGCACCAAAAAACACUGCUGGCUGUCCAAUGAACGUGGUUUUAUCUGGAGCUUCAUGGGACCUAUCUGUGUUAUAAUUAUGGUGAAUUGUGGAAUGUUCAUACUCACUGUUUGGAAACUUGCUGACAAAAUGGCAUCCAUCAACCCAGAUCAAGGAAAAUUAAAAAGAAUCAGGUCACUUACAGCAACUUCAGUGGCCCAGCUUUGCGUGUUAGGAUGCUGCUGGGUGUUUGGCUUCCUUAUGUUUGGUGCUGCAACUUCUGUUUUUGCCUACAUAUUCUCCAUCCUUAACUGCCUCCAGGGAGUGCAGAUCUUCCUAUUACACUGUAUAAUGCUUAGAAAGGUACGUGAAGAGUAUGCCAUGUGGCUGUGUGCUGCCAUCCACUGCAAGAGCCUGUCAUCCUACACAGAGUUUAGCAGCACCAGCAAUAGCGCCACACAGAGCAAAGCAAAGCUUUCAAGCAAGGAAACCAAUUUAUAAAGACAGCAUUUACAUCAGCUUAUGCUCAGCAAGCUAAAGGGCAUUAAACAAUGCACACAACGAGGACAUAUGACAGAUGUAUUCACUGUUCUGGUGAAAAGGUUGGAGUUUUAGAAUGUGUUAACCAGGGAUGUAGAAUAAAUCAGUCAUUCCCUGUAUCAGUAACACAUCCCACAUGGAUCAAUCUGCUGGUGCUCAAUAUAUUCAAGAAUUGGAGCAGUUACCAUGGGACCCGAUGGAAUGCGCUUUCAGAUUUCUUCAGACUACACAGAAGAUGCCUUUUUAAUACAUUUGUUUACUUCACUCUCCUCCAUGGAAUCAGAUUGCCUACUAAGACAACUUGUAAACUCUGUAAAAC